AUGGGCCCCGCCACCAUCGCCGCGAGCUUCCUCCUCUUUCUGGCGUUUCAGCUCCCAGGGCAAACCGGAGCGAACCCCGUGUAUGGCUCUGUGUCCAACGCAGACCUGAUGGAUUUCAAGAACUUGCUGGACCAUUUGGAGGACAAGCUGCCUUUAGAAGAUGAGGCUGUGCCCCAACAAGUACUAAGUGAGCAGAAUGAGGAAGCUGGGGUCCCUCUCAGCCCCCUUUCUGAGGUGCCUCCCUGGACCGGGGAGGUCAACCCAGCCCAGAGAGAUGGGGGUGCCCUUGGGCGGGGCCCCUGGGAAACCUCCGAUAGAUCUGCCCUCCUGAAGAGCAAGCUGAGGGCACUGCUCGCUGCCCCUCGGAGCCUGAGGAGGUCCAGCUGCUUCGGGGGCAGGAUGGACAGGAUUGGAGCCCAGAGCGGACUGGGCUGCAACAGCUUCCGGUACCGAAGAUAA
Mesoplodon densirostris (Blainville's beaked whale) is the source of this 459-nucleotide messenger RNA. It is a transcript of the gene NPPA, whose product is annotated as natriuretic peptide A. Gene Ontology annotation, biological process: cGMP biosynthetic process; neuropeptide signaling pathway; negative regulation of systemic arterial blood pressure. Gene Ontology annotation, molecular function: hormone receptor binding; hormone activity. The transcript is spliced from 3 exons. The coding region runs from base 1 to 459 and encodes 152 amino acids. The record is from RefSeq and is a predicted model, not a curated record. Gene Ontology annotation, cellular component: extracellular region; nucleus; cytoplasm. Lineage: Eukaryota; Metazoa; Chordata; Mammalia; Artiodactyla; Ziphiidae.